Protopterus annectens (West African lungfish) is the source of this 4492-nucleotide messenger RNA. It is a transcript of the gene GRN, whose product is annotated as granulin precursor. The transcript has 22 exons. The coding region runs from base 249 to 2738 and encodes 829 amino acids. The record is from RefSeq and is a predicted model, not a curated record. NCBI's taxonomy places the organism in Eukaryota, Metazoa, Chordata, Ceratodontiformes, Protopteridae. Gene Ontology annotation, cellular component: extracellular region.
GCUAGUAAGAUUCAGGUUAAUUUACAGUGUUUGUAGCUGGUGAGUGGACUGUGCUUUCCUCUUAAAAUAUUUUAGCAGGUUGCUGUUUUCUGAAGAUUACUGGAGUUUCAGUGGUUUGUAAAGUAUAUAUUUGGUCCUGGAGGAUAUUUAAAGUUCUAGGCUUUGAAGACGGAACAGGAAUGAGGGAAGAGUGAAACGCAGUCUGUGUGGAAGUUAUCACAAAGAGGGGACCUAGCGUAUUUUGGAAAAUGGUGUUUCUGAAGACGUGUAUUCUGUUUGCUGGCGUGGUAGUGGCUCUAAAGUGUCCUGAUGGACUGCUAUGUAGAGAUGAGGCAUCUUGCUGUGAAUUACCAGGAGGAGGUUACAGUUGCUGCUCCUCUCAAAAGGAGGUGAUGAAACCACUCUCAAUGAUUCCUUCUGGCCUAGUUAAUAACAUCACUGGAAAUGCAUGCCCUGAUAACACUUAUUGUCCAGCAGAAUACAGCUGUGUUCAGCUGCCAUUAGGAUCAUUUGGAUGCUGCCCACUGCCCGAGGCUGCCUGCUGCAAGGAUGUGAACCACUGCUGUCCAAAAGGCUUUCGCUGCAGUAAAGAUGGGAAGUCUUGCAUUAAAGAAUCAGAUGUUCCAAAGUUGGGUGCAGUUAUGUGCCCUGAUGAAAAGUCGGAGUGUCCAGAUUUUUCUACAUGCUGUGAACUGCCAGAUGGAUCUUGGGGAUGUUGCCCCUAUUCACAGGCUGUAUGCUGUGAAGACAAGGAGCACUGCUGUCCAGAGCGAACGAGGUGUGACUUAAAACAUUACCGCUGUGUGUCACAUGGAAGAAGUCUGCAGAUGCGCCACGUAUUUCCAAGUGAAGAGGCAUUGCUGCAAAGUGGUAAAGGUAACAUGAAGCUCGACGAUGUUCCAUGUCCUAACAAGACAAAUGGGUGUCCAGAUGGCACUACUUGCUGCCAGCUACGUGAUGGUCACUAUGGCUGUUGCCCAUUUGAAAAUGCAGUUUGCUGUAAUGACCAUGAGCACUGCUGCCCUCAUGGUUACGAGUGUGAUUUGGUAAAGCCAAAAUGCAAGCCCUUAAAUAGUCAGAUGUCUGUAAAGAUUGCACCUGUGACCAGUAGAGUGAAAGAUGUUCCAUGUGAUGAUACAUCCAGCUGUCCAGAUGGGUCGACUUGCUGUAAAAUGGCUUCUGGGGCUUGGGGCUGCUGCCCUAUUCCAGACGCUGUUUGCUGUGAAGACCAUGAACACUGCUGUCCGCAGGGAACAAAAUGUAACCUUCCUGCUCAGACCUGUGAUGAUUCCAAAGGAAGCACAUCACUUCUUACCAAAACUGCAGCGCUGAGAAAAAACACGAAAGAUGUUCCAUGUGAUGAUACCUCCAGCUGUCCAGAUGGGUCAACUUGCUGUAAAAUGGCUUCUGGGGCCUGGGGCUGCUGCCCUAUUCCAGACGCUGUUUGCUGUGAAGACCAUGAACACUGCUGUCCACAGGGAACAAAAUGUAACCUUCCUGCUCAGACCUGUGAUGAUUCCAAAGGAAGCACAUCACUUCUUACCAAAACUGCAGCGCUGAGAAAAAACACUAAAGAUGUUCCAUGUGAUGAUACCUCCAGCUGUCCAGAUGGGUCGACUUGCUGUAAAACGGCUUCUGGGUCCUGGGGCUGCUGCCCUAUUCCAGACGCUGUUUGCUGUGAAGACCAUGAACACUGCUGUCCACAGGGAACAAAAUGUAACCUUCCUGCUCAAACCUGUGAUGAUUCCAAAGGAAGCACAUCACUUCUUACCAAAACUGCAACACUGAGAAAAAACGCUAAAGAUGUUCCAUGUGAUGAUACCUCCAGCUGUCCAGAUGGGUCGACUUGCUGUAAAAUGGCUUCUGGGGCCUGGGGCUGCUGCCCUAUUCCAGACGCAGUUUGCUGUGAAGACCAUGAACACUGCUGUCCACAGGGAACAAAAUGUAACCUUCCUGCUCAGACCUGUGAUGAUUCCAAAGGAAGCACAUCACUUCUUACCAAAACUGCAGCGCUGAGAAAAAACACUCAAGAUGUUGUAUGUGAUGAGACCACCAGCUGUCCUGAUGGUUCCACUUGUUGCAAAAUGCUGUCUGGGAAAUGGGGCUGUUGUCCCCUGCCAAGAGCUGUUUGCUGUAAAGACCAGGAGCAUUGCUGCCCAGAAGGAACAAAAUGCAAUCUCUCUGCUGAAACCUGCGACUCUGCCCAAGGAAGCACACCACUUUAUCGCAAAAUUGCAGCUAUAACAAAGAAUCGUGAUGUUGCUUGUGAUGAAAGUACCAGCUGUUCUGAUGGUUCUUCCUGCUGCAAAAUGUUGUCUGGGGCAUGGGGCUGCUGUCCUUUUCCAAAUGCUGUAUGCUGUGAGGAUCAUCUGCAUUGCUGCCCCACUAACUACAAAUGCAAUGUUUCUGCUGGAACCUGUGAUCUGUCCAGUCAAGCAGUUUCUACAGAAGUGCAGAAGUCUUCCCUCUACCUCAUCUUUGCCAAGACAAUGACCCCUGGGAGGGAUGUGAAGUGUGAUUCCCAUCAUUCUUGUCCUUCUAAGCAAACCUGCUGCAAGACUGCCACAGGGAGCUGGAGCUGCUGCCGUUUCAAAGAGGCGGUGUGCUGUGAGGAUAAGCUGCACUGUUGUCCCAAAGGAUACUCCUGUUCUAUGACUGCAGGCAUGUGUGUGAAGAAAGGUUGGCAGCAUUGGGAUGUCCCCUUCUCCAGUUCCAGGAAGGCUUUCAGUACACUCUGAAAUGUGUUGCCUUUCUCCCUCAUAGCUAACACUGGACCUUCGACAUACCUUUUUCCAUGACUUUCUGUUUCGGAUAUAUUUAAUUGCCAGCAAAGUAAAUCGGCCUACAAUGCAAAGACAAACUUUACUUUUAUACAUUUUAAAAGGGAAAAUAUUUGUAAGCAACUUAGAUAUUCAUCCAGUUAUGAAUCCAGAAUAUCUUACUCUGGUAACUGAAUGUCAGUUCUCACUUGCUGGAAGUUAUGCAUCACUCUUGAUUAGCUAGUAAGGUAGCGAGAGAGUACAGGUGCUUGUUUUACAAUAGAUGCACUGUUACAAAUGCUGACAUUACACAGGUAACCUCUGGCUCUGAUAAAUGUAUGUAUUAGUCCUGACACUGCCUCACUUCCAUUUUUGAUUUUUGCCUUGACUAUUAAAGAUGUUUUAAGCAAUUUGCACUCUUUCAGCCACUGAAGCAGCUGUUACAGUGGUCCUAGUAACAUAUAAAGCCAAGAAAGAAGAAAUCACACAAACAAUCUACAGUUAAGUGGUCACCCUUCUUUAAAUGCCUCCCAUCUUCCACAACUGAUUGUCCAUUGACCAUUUUGCCACAUACAACAUUGUUCUUGGUUUUACAGCACCUUUUGUUGCACUUCAUUUAAAAAAACAAACAUGUGACAUGUUUGGAUAUAUACAUGUAAAAAAGUGUUUAGGUUGCAUUCUUAAUUUAUUUCUUGGUCUUACGUGAUGUGACUGUCUCCAAACUCUGAUUCUGGUUAACAUGUGCAAGAACAUCAUGUUUAGUAGACUUGUAAAUUACUUUGACCUUUGGUGUCCUCUGAACGCUUCCUUCUAAAUUAGUGCCAUUUGCUUUCUCUUUCCAUAAUGUUGUAAAGGAAAGUUGACAAUAGGCAGUGAGUGUUAAAUAAUGGGAAUGUCUAAUGAAACGUAGGGUUAAGGAAUAAUAUGGCAGUUAAUUUUAAUGGUGUAAGAUGUACUGAAGUAUUCAGAAGUUUUUGAAAGUGCCAUUCAGGUUGGGAGAAGGGCAGUUAAACUUCAGUAUCACUCCUGUUUUAUCAGAUCUCAUGGGAAUGUUUAAGGUAUAAAAUGACACUCCAGGCAUGAAAUGUUGACAUAGUGGUUAAAACCCUAGGUAGUUUAUUUGCCAUGCCCUCAUAAAACUUGCUUCAAACUAUCUUUACGACUUCCUUGCAAGUUUCUUUUUUUUCUCACCUCCAAAUUGCAGUUGGACCUCUUUGCAGCAAGACCUCUGCGGCAGAAAUUACUUUAUGUUCUGCCAAAGACAUCACAUAGCAGAUGCAUCGCAAGACAUUUGACUGACUUUUGUUGCAGUAAAAUAUUUGAUAUCCUGCAGCUCCUGAUCACUGACAGUGCUUCAAUGGAUGGGAGGGUGGCUUAAUGGUUAAGGUUUUUGCCUUACAAGUCCCACAAGGGAUAAUUGGCUAGGCUUACAAUGGCUCGCAAGGGCAGUUAGCUUAGUAAUAACCUAUGAAUGAAUAUGAAUGAAAAAAAGAAAUUCUGAUAUUUUACACUGUUGACAAUUUUUGAAGUUUCUCUCAUAAACUGACUGCAACCAUGGCUGCAUGUGAUAACCUCUCACAUGUGUAAGGGCAUUUGUCUAGUGGCAGACUGUCAGACAUAAACAUUUUAGUUGAUUUCUAUGUAAUGAUUUUUAAAGUGUUUAGCUGCAUUAAAAGCUGUAAAUAAUCUUUAUGCAAUUAUCUUUAAGAAAUUAAAACAUUUCUACAAAUAAA